Messenger RNA from Sitodiplosis mosellana (orange wheat blossom midge), 2057 nucleotides. RefSeq lists its product as uncharacterized. The record is from RefSeq and is a predicted model, not a curated record. The coding region runs from base 305 to 1981 and encodes 558 amino acids. NCBI's taxonomy places the organism in Eukaryota, Metazoa, Arthropoda, Insecta, Diptera, Cecidomyiidae. The transcript has 11 exons.
UGUUUGUGUGUACAUAUCUAGACUGCUUCUUCUUGUUCAUUGUUGCUAGAUUUUUGUCUUCUUUUAUUCAUCGAAUAUAACGAACCGAAUAGCGAAUCUGGUUUUUCGUCCGUCUCUUUUUAUUUUGUUUCCACUGGGUUUCAAGUUUGUUUUCAGUUUUGCGUCGUAGGUCAUGUCAAACUGAUCAUUUUUUGUUUGUCUUGGUCUUCAGUUUAGUCAUUGCAUUUGAUUCGGUCGAUUGUAUUAAAAGAGAGAAAAAAACACAUUUUUAUUUUUCGUUUGGCAAUUCAAAUUUAAUAUAAUUAUGAAUUGCUGGUGCAUUUUAAAUUAUCUAGUCGUAUUGUUUUUACUGUCGGAAUCGGCAUACGGUGCAUCGGGCCCGUUUAGGGAACGAGCCAAAAAAUACUGUAGAUUGAACAAAAAAUGUAAAAUACGUGAAGAGCGAAAUUAUGACUAUAAAAAAUUGAUGAAAAUCAGCGAUUUUCCAGGAAUUCAACCUUCAGGAUAUUUUGUACGACUACCAUUUUAUGUCUUAGCGCCAAGAGAUGCGCACAUUGUAUUUUCACCGACUGAAUCUCCUAACUGGACACGAGACAAUGUGUAUGAAAUAUUGGUCGGCGGAUGGGCGAAUAACCGAACUUUGAUACGUAGAAAGCGGCAAGACUACGACAUGACCGUUGAAUACACAUUCAAUGCUUUGCGCAAAGAUGAUCCACUGAAGUUGCUCAUCGAAAUAUCAAAUGAGGGGAAAAUCCAAGUCUUUAUUGAAUAUCAAAAAGAGCCGUUAGCUGUGGCCCAAGAUAAAAGCGUUUUGCCAGUGAAAUACUUUGGUUUUGCUUCAUAUGACAAUUCGCCAGCCAAAUUUUUCUACGAUUGUGAGGGUGAAAAUGCUUACCAAGAUGAGGAUAUAAAGAAAUUGUGUCGUUAUGCUGACGCUACGGAAAACGAAUACAAAGAAUUCUUCAAGAUAACCGACAUAACUGGCAUUCGGUCGGAGGGCUACAUCAUCAAUUUCCCAUUUUAUAUUCAAGCCGAAAAGGAUGCUCAUGUUCUUUUGACAGCAGUGCCAAUGGCAAAUCGUGAAGCCAACGAAUAUGAAAUACUGAUCGGUGGAUGGGGAAAUCAACGUGUAAUCGUCCGUAGAAAGCAGGGCGCCAAUGUGUUGCGUGAUGUUUCAUUGGUGGAUAUUUUGGUGCCUGACAAAUGGAUUGCGUUUUUGAUUCAAAUUACCACACGAGGCGACAUAAGAAUAUUCCGCAAAGAAGACACGCAUUCGUUCAAACUAAUGGCCGAAGCGUACGACCCCGAACCGCUUCCAGUUGAAUACAUUAGUUUUGGGUCGUACAACACAAAUCUCGUGAAAUUUUAUUUCAAUUGCUCAUUUAGCUUUGCCACACCAGAUGCCGUCUACGAUACAACCGACCAUCCAUUGCUCGCCAAGGACGUCCCUGCGUCCAUUGAUUUGAGAAAUUUCCUCGUUACGAAAUGCGGCUACUAUUCAAUUUCUGACUAUGACUACCGUCACUUUGUCAAAAUAAGCGACAUCAAAAAUUCGCAACCCGAUGGCUACAUUCUGCGAAUCGUGAUCUACAUUCAAGGCGCACGAGAUGGUAACGUUUUGCUCGCAACAUCCGAUCAUCCAAACUGGGAAAGAGAUUUUGUCUAUGAAUUUGUGAUUGGCGGCUGGGGCAAUGAGAGGGUGCUUAUAAGAAAGAAAAAAGGUGCCAAUGUGUUGGCUGAAGUGUACGAAAGCCAUGUAAUCAAUCAGGAGAAACCGACGAAAAUGCUCUUGGAAAUCGCAAACAGUGGUAACAUUCGAUUGUAUACGGAAAAGCUGAAGUCACAGCCAAUAAUCGCCAUUCUCGAGGAGAACCCAUUGCCUAUUCAAUACAUCAGUUUUGCUUCGUUCGAAAACUCGGAAACUCAAUUUUUCUACAAUUGCAGCCACAUUGACACGUCUGUUAAAUCCGUUAUGGGCUGAAUUCAGUGUUAAAAUAUUCAAAAGACGAAAAUUUGUAAUAGUUUGACAAAGGAAUAAAAGUUUUAUAUUCAUGCAA